This is a messenger RNA of Mus musculus (house mouse), 2916 nucleotides long. It is a transcript of the gene Rtn4rl2, whose product is annotated as reticulon 4 receptor-like 2. Lineage: Eukaryota; Metazoa; Chordata; Mammalia; Rodentia; Muridae. The record is from RefSeq and is a predicted model, not a curated record. The transcript has 3 exons. Gene Ontology annotation, cellular component: cell surface; dendrite; axon. Gene Ontology annotation, molecular function: signaling receptor activity. Gene Ontology annotation, biological process: corpus callosum development; negative regulation of neuron projection development. The coding region runs from base 1113 to 2279 and encodes 388 amino acids.
GACUGAGCAUCUGGGCACAGUACCUAUAUUCCCUUUACCUCUAGGCCAGCAUAUCUUAUUGAGAAGGUAUGAUGGGGGAAGGGGACUCUGAAAGAAAGGUCAGAGCAGGUCCUUGGUCCACAGUCCAGUGUGUGCUCUUUCAGCUCUGGGUCCCACAUUACACUUGGACUUCAGAGUGAAGUCUUCUUCCCUUCCUAGAAAGGUUGGGGCCUUUGUACUAUUGAUCUCCCCAGGGGCCAUGACAGGUUGGGUUCUGUGGAUAAAGAGGGCAGCAUGCAUAAAUGGAGUACUGGCAUGCAGUAAGGGCUCAAGAGUAGAUUGAGUCCUUCUCUGGUCCCAUACGCCAUUCAUGUUAGGGGGUUAACAGAGGGUGAGGGAGGCUUGCAGAAAAGGCUUCCCUCUGCCUUGACUGCAAGGAAGGGAAGAAACCAAAGAUUCUGAGAAGGACAGAAAGGGGUUCUACCAACCGGAAGCCCACUUUUCUCCUUUCCAGCCCUCAGUGAUUUCUUGUCUCACGAAGAUUUGUUCUAGAUGGUGGCUGAGGAUCCCCCGUCCACUUCUGACACACUGUGCCUGCCCAGGACAUGCAUUGGGGAACCUAGAGUAUAGCUGUGGACCUCAGGGGAGGGCCUGGAGUGGCUGUGAAGAGGUGUGAGAAGCAGGCCUUAGGGAGGGGAUGUGGGAGAAGGGGAAGGUGCUAGGGGCGGAGGAGGGAGAGCAGAGGGAGCACAAGGUGCUCUCCCAACCCCCUACCUUGCCUCUGCCUGGAGUGCCCACUCCAAUCCUGCCUGGGGGCAGAGAAGCCCAGAGCCCACCACCUCCCCCUCCCUCUCCCCCCUGCCUUCCGUGAGAGCCGCAACCUGAAUUAUGGAUGAAGCUCCUUGGGUUACAGCUGCUUUGCGCGCGGCAGCGAGGGCCAGAAAUGGCAUCAGAGUCACUGUUACGCAGCAGCUGCCAUGGAGUGCCCCCCACCUCUAGGGUCCCUCCUCAAAGGGCCUGCAGGGAAUACCACUGACACGGAGGGAAGUGAAUCCCGCUGAGAGAAAGGUCCUGCCUCAGCCUGCCUACUGCUGACACUCCUGGCCCUUCCUUCCGUGACCCCCAGCUGUCCUAUGCUCUGCACCUGCUACUCCUCCCCGCCCACCGUGAGCUGCCAGGCCAACAACUUCUCCUCAGUGCCGCUGUCCUUGCCACCCAGUACACAGAGACUCUUCUUGCAGAACAACCUCAUCCGCUCACUGCGGCCAGGCACCUUUGGGCCCAACCUGCUCACCCUGUGGCUCUUCUCCAACAACCUCUCCACCAUCCACCCUGGCACCUUCCGCCACCUGCAGGCCCUAGAAGAACUGGACCUCGGUGACAACCGGCACCUGCGCUCCCUGGAGCCCGACACCUUCCAGGGUCUGGAGAGGCUGCAGUCACUACACCUGUAUCGUUGCCAGCUCAGCAGCCUGCCUGGCAACAUUUUCCGAGGCUUGGUCAGCCUACAGUACCUCUACCUCCAGGAGAACAGCCUGCUCCAUCUACAGGAUGACUUGUUCGCGGACCUGGCCAACCUGAGCCACCUCUUCCUCCACGGGAACCGCCUGCGGCUGCUCACGGAGCACGUGUUCCGCGGCUUGGGCAGCCUGGACCGGCUGUUGCUGCACGGGAACCGGCUGCAGGGCGUGCACCGCGCGGCUUUCCACGGCCUCAGCCGCCUCACCAUCCUCUACCUGUUCAACAACAGCCUGGCCUCGCUGCCGGGAGAGGCGCUGGCCGACCUGCCGGCGCUCGAGUUCCUGCGGCUCAACGCCAACCCCUGGGCGUGCGACUGCCGCGCUCGGCCGCUCUGGGCUUGGUUCCAGCGCGCGCGGGUGUCCAGCUCCGACGUGACCUGCGCCACCCCGCCCGAGCGCCAGGGCCGGGACCUGCGCGCGCUGCGCGACUCCGAUUUCCAAGCGUGCCCGCCGCCCACGCCCACGCGGCCGGGCAGCCGCGCCCGCGGCAACAGCUCUUCCAACCACCUGUACGGCGUGGCCGAGGCUGGCGCUCCCCCCGCAGACCCGUCCACGCUCUACCGAGAUCUGCCCGCCGAGGACUCGCGGGGGCGCCAGGGCGGGGACGCGCCCACCGAGGACGACUACUGGGGGGGCUACGGCGGCGAGGAUCAGCGGGGCGAGCAGACGUGUCCCGGGGCCGCGUGCCAGGCGCCCGCAGACUCGCGUGGCCCCGCGCUCUCGGCCGGGCUGCGCACCCCUCUGCUCUGCCUCUUGCCCCUGGCGCUCCAUCACCUCUGACUGCGGUGCUUAGACGGAAGAGGCCACGCCUUGGCCCCGCUCCCCUUCUCUGCCCCAAGGAGCCUCAGCUCCAUCUUCGCCUCUUGUUUGCGACCCGGCCUGGUACCUUUCCUAGGCCUCCUCGCUCUUUUUCUUCCCCUGGACCAGGCUGCCUCAUUUGCCUUCUGGGCUGUUGUGACUUAAGUAUGGCAGCCCUUAAGACGGUGUGUAAGGUGGUUUGGCUCCGUUCGCCCUGAUUCUAGCCAUUAACUCUUCCUCCCCCAUCCCAAGGCUGGGACUUGGCACCCCGGGCAGCCGUUGCUCCUCUCUCCAAGGGCCCCACAGUGGACUCGAAGGGGCUUUUGUCUGCAGAGCACCUUCCACCAGCAGAGCCUUUGAAAGCUCCCGCUGGGAGCCUCUCCUCCUUCCCUUGAUCAGAGGGAUGUCUCAGCAAGGCCCAGGCGGCCCCUGGACCCUGCUUGUCCUGAUCCCUUCAGCCUCCUGCCUCCUGACACGGGAGGAAUACUUUUCUCCUAAGUCUACCCAGGACACUUUUUAGGGUGCCUGGACAGAGUUUCCUCUCCACCAUGGCCCCUGUGUGGUGAAGAUCAAAAGAAAUUGUUUGGGGGAAAAUUUAUUAAAAAAUUCUAUUAUUUUA